CCAAUCUCGAGGCGUGGUGUAUAAGGUGGGCGUGACUCCGAGUAGCCUGUGCUAGCUAGUGCUAGAGGAAAAUCCAUCCUGGGAAUAUUUGCAAAACGAAACCAAAUUGAUUGAUCAAAACAAGUACGGGACACAACGUUGUCGCAGGAGGUUUACCUGCAUCCCUAAAAAGACCCAAUGGCUACCGACAUGCCCAAGGACACGGUGCCGGCUCCGUAUCCCGCCCCAGCCGCACCCCCUGACACCGCCCCAGCUCCCAAUCACGGGGCUUGUGCCGCCCAAGACCAGAUUCCCAUCGAGGUGCCGGCCGGAGCUGAAAUCCAAGACACAGCGAUGGCCCCAGAGCCUGAUGGUCCCCCAGAUCUCACCCCCGCAUUUCAUGCAGACGCUGACCCAGUCCUUGUUCCAGGCAAUGAGCAUGCCCAUGUCCCACUGCUGCCAGUCAGCGCUAUGAACGCCAGCUGCAAGAUUAUGACCUUCCGGCCCACCGUAGAGGAGUUCAAAGACUUCGCAAAAUACAUAGUCUACAUGGAGACUCAAGGAGCUCACCGUGCUGGCCUGGCUAAGGUGAUUCCCCCGGAGGGCUGGAAGCCACGGAGAUCCUACGACACCAUCGACGACAUGGUCAUUCCAGCUCCCAUCAUGCAGGUGGUAACCGGGCAGUCGGGUCUAUUCACCCAGUACAACAUUCAGAAAAAGUCUAUGACGGUGAACGAUUACCGAAAAUUGGCCAACAGCAAGAAGUACUGCACACCCCGGCACAAAGACUUUGACGACCUAGAGAGGAAGUACUGGAAGAACCUGACAUUUGUGUCGCCCAUUUAUGGUGCUGAUGUCAGUGGCUCAAUCUAUGAUGAGGACAUUCAAGAGUGGAACAUUGGCCAUCUCAACACACUGCUGGAUAUGGUGGAGCAGGAGUGCGGCAUCGUCAUUGAGGGUGUCAACACUCCCUACCUCUACUUUGGCAUGUGGAAGACCACAUUUGCCUGGCACACCGAGGACAUGGACCUCUACAGCAUCAACUACCUGCACUUUGGACAGUCAAAGUCCUGGUAUUCUGUCCCACCAGAACAUGGCAAGAGGCUGGAGAGGCUGGCAAAAGGCUUCUUCCCUGGCAGCUCCCAAGGCUGUGACGCCUUCCUCCGCCACAAGAUGACGCUGAUAUCUCCUUCCAUUCUGAAGAAAUAUGGCAUUCCCUUUGACAGGAUUACUCAAAAUGAAGGGGAGUUUAUGGUGACCUUUCCCUAUGGCUACCAUGCUGGCUUCAACCAUGGCUUCAACUGCGCAGAGUCCACUAACUUUGCCACCCUGCGCUGGGUCGACUACGGCAAAAUGGCUACCCAGUGUACCUGUCGCAAAGACAUGGUGAAGAUUUCCAUGGACGUGUUUGUGCGCUGCCUGCAGCCGGAUCGCUACGAGCUGUGGAAGCAGGGCAAAGACAGCACUGUGUUGGACCACCUUAAGGCCACUGGGCUCAGCUGCCCCGAACUAGAGCGCUGGCGGGAGCAUCGUGUGAACCACAGAGCAAAUGUCCUGAGAAGGGCCCUGCAGAAGAUGAAGCAAGUUCGUCGACUAAAGCUAGAGGAGGUGAAGGUGCUUGCGCAGGAAGGCAUUGAGUUAAAUGCCGCCGAGUACCAACGUCAGGUGGAGCAGCGUGAGGCCCAACGGAGGCAAGAGCGAGAAGAGCGUCUAGCCAAGGAGGCCAUAAUGACUCUGGAGGCCAUGGAGCGAGAGGAGCAGGAGGCUGCCAAGGCUGCUGCCAGAGUCGCAGAAGCUCCAGCUGCACAGGAAUCUGAGGCCAAACCACAGAGCCCGUCGGAGGACGCAGAGAAAAAGAAGCAGAAAAAGUCAAAGAAAUUGUCAAAUAUCUACAGCAACAUAAGUGGGUACGAGGAAGUCUUGGAGCAGUUUGCCACAACCAGCACCAAGGCUUUAACGAACACCGCGGUCAGUCAACGAGCGGAGGGGAACCUUCUUACUCCAAGACAGAGUGAUCUCCCAUUAGACAACAAGCUCGAUGUGAUUGCCGCCCAGGCAUGCUUCUCCAAGGUAAAAAUGCCAACUGAGGUCAAAAAGAGUCGGCGUCACCCCCUCAGCAAGCCCCCCAUGCGCUCCCCCCUGUCCAUUCUCAAGCAAGACCCCACCAGUGACAAAGAGCUGUCCUCCCCCAUGCCCCUGGACAGUGACAUGAAAAAACAGGAGCACCUGUGGCAGAAUCACUCGCCCAACUUCCUGGCGGAAAAGGCCUUUAAUGCCGCUGUGGCAGCUCUCCAACCCCACUGCGCUGUCUGUUCACUCUUCUGUCCCUACACAAAGCCUCACAAGGACAUUUUUGUCGUAAAUGAAACCAAGCGUGGCUCCCUUCCCCGCCUGACUCGUCCCCUGGUCCCAGAGAUGUGCUUCAGCGUUGCAGGCAACACUGAGCCUCCACCCACCAACUAUCACAUUGGGGAGGAUGGAACUAGUCCGCUCCUCUGCUGUUCGUCGUGCCACAUGCAGGUUCAUGCAAGCUGUUACGGUGUGAAGCCAGACUCUGUCAGUGAUUCCUGGAUGUGCUCCAGAUGUGCAGGAGGAGCCUGGACAGUGGAGUGUUGUCUCUGCAACUUGCGGGGAGGAGCUUUGAAGACAACCACGGACAACCGAUGGGUGCACGUCAUCUGUGCCAUCGCUGUAGCUGAAGCUCGCUUCGUCAACGCCAUUGAGAGGGAGCCCGUGGAUGUCAGUGCCGUUCCGGAUACGCGCAAGAAUCUGAAGUGUGUGUUCUGCCAUGGAAAGACUGCCAAUCAGAACCGCGGCGCCUGCAUCCAGUGCUCACACGACAACUGUGCCACGUCCUUCCACGUCACCUGCGCCCAAAUCGCUGGAGUUGUCAUGACACCGGCCGACUGGCCGUACGUGGUGUCAGUCACCUGUCAAAAGCAUAAAAGCAAAAGGGUCUCCUCCAAGCCGAAGACGACAUCCAAAGGCCCGCAGAGUCUGAACCUGAGCCAGAGGGUGAUUGGGCGCAACAGUGACGGCUGGUACUACCACUGUACCAUCAUCGGCAUGGCAACGCAGACCUACUACGAGGUCAACUUUGACGAUGGCUCGUAUUGUGACAACCUGCACCCAGAGAAUAUCUUGAGUCACGACUGCUUGCGUACCGGUCCUCCUGAGGUGGGGGAGUUGAUUGUGGUCAGCACAGCCGAGGGCCAGGUUGUCAAUGCUUCCUUUGUCCGACAGCACACCCACAAAUUCUACCAGGUUGAGUUUCAGGACCAGAGCCAGUUGAUACUGAAACACUCAGAGAUACAUCAGCUGGAACAGGAUCUGCCAAAGAGGGUCAGAGCCAGACUGGCCAUCCCUGUGCCACUGGAGGAGGUCUCAUCAGCAGAUGAAGCCCAAGCAGCAAAACGCCGGCGGCUGCCCUCAGACUCUGCCCCAGUGGCUGGGACCUCCAUGGGGAUGUCAAAUCAACCUGCCUGCGCCCUUACCACAGCGCCAGUAGGAGCUCUCGCAGCAGAAGAUCACAGUAUUCAUACACUGGCGAACUCACAUCCUCCGGCCCAGCCCAGCAUUACCCCGCAUGGCGCCGCCAGCCCACCCAAUGGUAUUCAGAUGGACGCCGAGACGCCAAUGGACAUGAGCGUCGCCCUCACCGAUGCUCUAACAGAGUCAUCCCUGGCCUCGGACCCCACGCCGACACCACAGUCGACCCCCUUUUCAGUUGACGUUUCCUACAUGGAGAGCCUCUUCCAUUCACAUUUCACUCAGGACAGUAGUCAAGGACCCCUGUAUUAACAAGUGACUCCACUAUACUGCUACUCGGCUAGUGGAGGCUGACCCGUUAGGAAGCAGGCGGAUUCUACUGAGUGCCGGAUUAAAGGACAAAACAUUUACUCCACUGACUCAGAGUACAAGGCACACGAGCACUCUUUAAUGCAUGUUAGUUUUCUAAUUUUGAGUUAAUGUAUUUGCAUUGGUGCUUUAGGUUGCUCUGAAGCAGCAGCUAAAGAAUUUGUUUUUUCAUUUGAAUAUUUGUAUUAUUAUUAUUAAUAGUUUCUUUGGCCUUGUAGGGUUUUUCCUCUUUUGGUCAGCUGCUGUGCUUUUCUGCUCCAUCAUAAUAUGAAUACGUCUCCGGAUGGUAUCAACUCCAUACCUCGUUGCAUUAACUCAGUAACAGCACACUCUCAUUUUAUUUUGACCAGGAAGCUAAUUACUGCAACAACCUCUCAGCACCGAGGCUCCUUGUGGACUGAGCUUUUUUUCUUU
Molecule: messenger RNA, 4251 nt
Organism: Pungitius pungitius (ninespine stickleback)
Lineage: Eukaryota; Metazoa; Chordata; Actinopteri; Perciformes; Gasterosteidae
Gene: kdm4b
Product: lysine (K)-specific demethylase 4B
Exons: 22
Coding region: 178-3780 (1200 amino acids)
Biological process (GO): regulation of gene expression; chromatin remodeling
Cellular component (GO): chromatin; nucleus
Molecular function (GO): histone H3K9 demethylase activity
Source: RefSeq, a predicted model, not a curated record